AUGCGAUUAUCCGGACUAACCCAUUUUAAUAUUGUCUUUGCGUUACCCCAUGGCAGCGAUGACAGCCUCUCGGCCGGAGCGAUAAUCGGCAUUGUAGCCUGCGUGUUACUUGUGCUGUGCUUUGUUGCGGGGCUCAUCGCGUUCUGUAUGUACCGCAAAAGACAGCGCCAGGCCAAGAAAGCAAGAAUCCAUCCCCUGUUCAAUCUUCCGGCCAAUCUCCUGAAACGAAUCAACGAUGCGGAUGCUAUGGUAGUGCGACAGAAGGCGCGAGAAAGUGGCGAAGACAUCGACCCGAAGCGACUCAAAGUGGUGCAGAAGCUGGGUGGUGGAAACUUUGGAGAGGUGUUCUUUGCAAUGCUCAAGGAUAGUCACGGUCGAGAAUCCCCUGUGGCUGUUAAACAAUUAAAUGACCGCCAAUCCGAAGAGGCUAAGGAUGUAUUUUUCGAAGAAGCGAACUUGAUGAAAAGCAUCAAUCAUGCGAAUGUGUUGGAUUGUAUCGGAAUCAGCAAAGGGCCACCAGGAGCUAUCAUUAUGGACAUCAUGGUGCUCGGUGAUCUCCAUACUUAUCUGAGUUCCCAGUUCGAUCGAGAGGAGCCUGUCACGAUUGCGGAGAAGUACCAUUUGUCAUAUCAAAUCGCCAGCGGAAUGAACUAUCUGCAGAGCCAGGGGAUCGUGCACAGAGACCUGGCCACCAGAAAUUGCAUGUUGUCACUAGCAGGACCCAAUACCCUCGGCUACCCCACAUUGAAAGUUGCGGACUUCGGGCUGUCGCGAGUGAUCGACGCUGACACCAGCGACUAUGUAAUGGAAUCCAAAACCAGUCUACCCUUUCGUUGGUUGUCUCCUCGCGCUAUGCUGGAGGGCCGCUUUUCAUCGGCAUCGGAUGUCUGGUCUUACGGUGUGACACUGUGGGAGCUCUUCAGCAAUGCCGAAGAGAUACCAUACAAAGGUGUCAACAUGUUUGCAAUCUUAUCCAAACUGCAAGCCGGCGAUCGGCUGGAGAGGCCCGACCAGUGCCCAAAGGAUGCGUACGAUCUUAUGAGUGCCUGCUGGAAGAUCAAGCCCGAAAACAGACCAGAAUUCGAUACACUGGAACGCGACUUCGCCUACUUGUUUGUGCCACAAUGCAGCGUGCCGGUCAUGGUGGAGACAAGCCCGGAUGGCUCUAUCGUCAUCAUCGAGGGUCGUGACAAGAGAAAGUUCAUGGAUACGGGCAGGCUCGUAGCCGAGGGCAGAGUAAUGGGAUACGAUGAGGAACCAGAGGUCCCUGUUUACGAUGAUGUUAAUUUCAAAUCGGACGAAUCAACUAAGAAGUUAAACGGCCAGAACAGCCAUGGUCUGGCAAAGGGUUACGAAAAUGUUCAUGGCGCGGACGCCAAAAACAAAGCCGACGAGCUGUACGACGAUGUACACGGCGCCAAUCUUCCGUCGAUGGCAAGAGAUUACUCUAACAUGCCACCCUCGAGAGGCUCGCUGAUGCCUGACGAGCCUGAGAAGUUGUACAAUUGGAGUGGUGCGAAAUUGGGUGAUACGGCCGUGAGCAGUCCACAACGAAACUUGCCGAUUGACAGUCUAGCACGAAUGCUCAAGGAUGGAGACGAGGCGCACCUGGUUUAAGAAUAGCACAACUAAAUAAGUAGCAUGUAGGCAUAUUAGUGGUCAGAGGUUGGGAACACGUAGACUCGACUGUCUGAAGCAGACUUAAAUUACUCAAAUAUCAAUUAGUAUCAAUAAUCAAUAUCAAUCAAUCCGGUAAAUCAGAUCGAACACAGACAGCACUUUCCAAUUGCAUAAUAAAAUGGAGAAAAAUACAUAUCACAACAUCCAC
Sphaeroforma arctica JP610 is the source of this 1828-nucleotide messenger RNA. RefSeq names its product TK protein kinase. Gene Ontology annotation, molecular function: collagen binding; protein tyrosine kinase collagen receptor activity; ATP binding. The record is from RefSeq and is a predicted model, not a curated record. Gene Ontology annotation, biological process: cell surface receptor protein tyrosine kinase signaling pathway; multicellular organism development; protein phosphorylation. Gene Ontology annotation, cellular component: signaling receptor complex. Bases 1 to 1617 code for a protein of 538 amino acids. The transcript has 10 exons. NCBI's taxonomy places the organism in Eukaryota, Ichthyosporea, Ichthyophonida.